Messenger RNA from Dipodomys ordii (Ord's kangaroo rat), 3483 nucleotides. RefSeq names its product polypeptide N-acetylgalactosaminyltransferase 4 (gene Galnt4). Bases 284 to 2032 code for a protein of 582 amino acids. The record is from RefSeq and is a predicted model, not a curated record. Lineage: Eukaryota; Metazoa; Chordata; Mammalia; Rodentia; Heteromyidae. Gene Ontology annotation, cellular component: Golgi apparatus. The transcript has a single exon.
UGGGCUGUACCGGAGACCGAGGUCCUUGGGGCCGGGGUGUGUGUGUGUGUGUGUGCGUGCGCGCGCGCAUGUGUGUGCGCGGGGUGGGGAAACCCCCACAAAGUGAGCCAACUCCGGUGGCUGGAAAGGAGCUGAACGCCUGGCUGGAAGGGGAGACGUGCUGGGAAGUGAAGGGCUCCCCUACCUAAGCCGUGGGACGACUGCUGCUCCUCCCCCACCCCACCCCCGCCGGCCGGCGUGGGGGCCCGGUGGCCAAGUCUGCGCCCCCCCAGAGUCCCCGGCCAUGCGGAUCCGGAUGGCCGUGAGGUGGACAUGGGCAGGCAAGAGCUGCUUGCUGCUGGCGCUUCUCACAGUAGCUUACAUCCUGGUGGAGUUCUCCGUCUCCACUUUGCACGCCUGGCCGGGGGCCAGCCAAGCCGGGCCCCGGGGGGCAGGACGGCUCUCAAACCUCGACCAAACGGGAGAAGAUUUGUCUCGCCCUCUUUAUGCGAAGCCCCCUGCAGAUUCCCGCGCACUUGGGGAGUGGGGGAGACCGAGCAAGCUCCAGCUGAGCGAGGACGAACAGAAGCAGCAGGAAGAACUCAUCGAGAGAUAUGCCAUUAACAUUUACCUCAGCGACAGGAUUUCCCUGCACCGCCACAUCGAGGAUAAAAGGAUGUACGAGUGUAAGUCCCAGAAGUUCAACUACAGGAAGCUCCCCACCACCUCGGUGAUCAUCGCUUUCUAUAACGAAGCCUGGUCCACUCUGCUCCGCACCAUCCACAGUGUUUUAGAAACCUCCCCCGCGGUCCUCUUGAAGGAGAUCAUCUUGGUGGAUGACCUGAGCGACAGAGUUUAUUUGAAGGCGCAGCUCGAAACCUACAUCAGUAAUCUGGACCGCGUCCGCUUGAUUCGCACCAAUAAGCGAGAGGGUCUGGUGAGAGCCCGCCUAAUUGGGGCCACUUUCGCCACUGGGGAUGUCCUCACUUUCCUGGAUUGUCACUGCGAGUGUAAUUCUGGGUGGCUGGAGCCCCUGCUAGAAAGGAUUGGUAGUGAUGAGACAGCAAUUGUUUGUCCCGUUAUCGAUACCAUUGACUGGAAUACUUUUGAGUUCUAUAUGCAGACCGGAGAGCCCAUGAUUGGUGGGUUUGACUGGCGUUUGACAUUCCAGUGGCAUUCCGUCCCCAAACACGAAAGGGACCGGCGGACCUCAAGAAUCGAUCCCAUCAGAUCGCCCACGAUGGCUGGAGGGUUGUUUGCUGUCAGCAAGAAGUAUUUUGAGUACCUGGGAACAUACGACACGGGCAUGGAGGUGUGGGGAGGUGAGAACCUAGAGCUGUCUUUUCGGGUGUGGCAGUGCGGCGGCACGCUGGAGAUCCACCCGUGUUCUCACGUGGGCCACGUGUUCCCUAAGCGGGCGCCGUACGCCCGCCCCAAUUUCCUACAGAAUACUGCCCGGGCCGCGGAAGUAUGGAUGGAUAAGUACAAAGAGCAUUUCUACAACCGAAACCCACCGGCCCGGAAAGAAGCUUAUGGGGAUAUUUCUGAAAGAAAAAUACUACGAGAACGACUGAGAUGCAGAAGUUUUGACUGGUAUUUGAAUAACGUGUUCCCUAACUUACAUGUACCAGAAGAUAGGCCAGGCUGGCACGGGGCUAUUCGCAGUCUGGGCAUCUCUUCCGAAUGUUUAGAUUACAAUUCUCCCGAAAACAACCCCACAGGUGCGAACCUUUCAUUGUUCGGAUGUCACGGUCAAGGAGGCAAUCAGUUCUUCGAAUAUACGUCGAACAAUGAAAUAAGGUUUAAUUCUGUCACCGAGUUAUGUGCAGUGGUCCCUGAACAAAAAAAUCAUGUAGGAAUGCAAAACUGUCCUAAAGAUGGACUCCCGGUCUCAGUCAAUAUUAUUUGGCAUUUUAAACCAGAUGGGACCAUAUUUCAUCCACACUCGGGACAGUGUCUUAGUGCUUACCGGACACCUGAGGGCCGACCUGGUGUACAAAUGAGGACUUGUGAUGCCCUAGAUAAAAAUCAGAUCUGGAGUUUUGAGAAAUAGAAAAGCACAACGGAUUUUUUUUUCUCAUGAGCUGACAAUAUCUCGAAAGGCAGAGAGUCCCAGUGAAGAUUAUGUUUUACCGGAAGUCAUCCAGCAGUCAUCUAUGAAGGGACCAGAGAGUUGUGGUUCACUCAGGAAUAUUACACUGAAACUGGGUGCAGAGUGCUGCUGUUUAAUGUAUCCGUGCCUUACUGAUGGGUUGUUGUUGUUUUAUGUAAAAGCUUUGUUGAUAGGGUCUCUUACUUCUCUUGAAAGAAACUGACUGUGAAUUGAGAUACACAAAACACUUUUUAAGUGUCAGACAUCAAGUUUAAGAAUGUAAAAGUCCAAGCAAAGUGAAAUAUGAGUUAUGCUGGUGGUUGUGUUCACUGCACAUCCCAUUUUUUAAAACCAAAACUUAAAUAUAUGCAUUUGGAAUUAUUACUAUUUUGAUUACAUAGAAUCUGGUUCACUUUUAAGCUAAUUUUCCUUUAACCAAAUAGAAAUCAAAGAAAAGCAGAUGUAGAGAAAAGAGCCUGGUUUAGAUAUUUCUUUCCCUGGUUUGAAUGUGAGUUUGGAGGGCUUUUUAACAUACAGAAAUCUCAGACAAUUAGAAGUCUGGAUGAAAGGGAAAGAUACUUACAUUCCACACUUCGUGAACUUGAGCUAUUGGACUUAUCUGUAUAUCAAUACCUCUAAUUUUGCAUGCUCUCCCUCUGUGAACUUGUUAUGAGUAGGGCAUUUUCGAAUUGCACUUCCCUAAGUUAUGAAUGUACUAGGAAUGGAUUCAUUCAGAAUACUGUCCAUCUCUUUGUUUUUAAUGCUUAAUCAUUUGAAGUAAACACAACUGAGGCCUCUCUGAAAGUUAAACCCGAAUGUGUUUACUGAAAUAUGUGAAACUGAAAGUGGACCCACUUCUGCAAAGACUGGAACUCUUCCACAAGUUCCUACUGAUCUGGAAAUUUAAGGAUUUGUCUUAAAAUUGCCAGGAAAGAAGUCUGCAUUGACAAUUGUCAGUGCUGCCUUCUUGCCUAUUUGUAGCCCCUACCAGUCUUAUGCUUAGGCAGCUUUUAGUAAGUGGGUGAAUGAAUGACUGAAUGAAUGGCUUAGCUGAGGAAUAUGAUUUUCAUCCAGUCAUUUUUAUUGCACUUGCUCAUCAGUUUCCUCAUCUGUAGGUGAUUUAUGAAUGUUCCAGCUAUGAAAUGUUGAUUAUACAUUCUCUCCUCAGACUCAUUCAUUGUGCAAUUUCUAUUACAGCUUUCCUAUCUUCACUUCUAACAUAGGUAAUAUUGAGCAAUGUUUGCUACAGUGUUUGUGAGCUGGAAAAGAGUGGUGUUUUUUUUAAAACUGAGUGAGCUGAGCUCACCUGAAGCAUUUGUUUCUGGUAGUCAUUUCACUUUGACAGUUCUUGAACCAGUUUUGUUUUUUAAAACUUCUAAGCUGUAGCUGGGCCCCAGUGGCUCAUGCCUAUA